GGGGGCCGGUGUGUAGCGCGAGGCGUGGAGUGUCGGCGACAAUCUGCGCGAUGUGAAGAGAGAUAACAGACCAGACCUGCCAUACUGAGCCCUUAUCGGCCACGUGUGUACACUGAGCUAAUCUUGAGAGUCACCCCACCCUACCCUGCCACCCACCCCAGCUCGCAUCAAGUGAGACCAGCGCUCAGCAGACUUGAGUUCCGAGGCGAGCACUGUGGUUUGACUGCCAGAGAACAUGAUGCUCAUGUCUGGCUGUGUUCGAACCUAGCGAGGUGUGAACAAGAGUUUUUUGAAAUGGUUCUGACCUCGCAGCUAUUCAUGGCAGUUGUGAUUAGUGCGAGAGUAAGAACUGCCUCCUGACACCAUCCUUCAGUCGACAUCGAGCGUCAGCAACUUCUGUCACCUUCCAUCUCGCCGGUCUCUUUGCGACUCAGCGAUGAGCAACAAAGACUUUGUACACGACACGGUGAUGAACAACAAAGGCUUCCCCACGACUCAGCGACGAGCAGCAAAAGCUUGUGGCACGACCUGCUACAGCGACGACUGGUCAAGACGUUGGAGUUGGGGUUGCGGGACUGCCCCUUGCAAGAGGAAGUGACGUCAGCUCAGGCCAACAGGUACGGUGCUGUACCCGUCCGCUGGAGCAGUGCGCCCGCUGGCAUCGACAAGGCACACAGUCAGGAUGAAGAGGACGACAACGGCGAUGAAGACGAGGACGAAGCUUUUGACGCAAGACAACAACAGUCGAAGGGAUGCUCACGCGCCAGAAGAAAGCAGACGUCUGCUGAAUUCCGUAGCCGAAGCUGGCGAUAAUGAGGAAGAUGUGGGACCAGUCAAGUUCUUCACUCAUGAGCUUUCUAUCCGGGGCCGGCUUCGUCGAGUUUUUAUCAGGAAUCCCAGCACACGUUUAGCCAGCACUUUUUUUGAUCUCAUUGUCAAGGUGCUUGUGUGUGCAGUCUAUGCACUCCGGGUUAUACUCGAUGACUCCAGUAAUUAUGCAUGCAAUGGCUCACCUUGUCACAAAUCUGAUAACACUUCUUCUGAAAGUGAUGGUGAUAACAUGGUCUUCUCCACUGCCAACAUCAACUGGUAUGUGUUGGUCUGGGUGCACCGACCACUUGCACUUUGGAUUGUGGAGUUGGUUUUAGCAGCGAUGACCUUACUCAAAGAUCUGCUUUUUAUCUACAUUGCUACAAAGGGUCAUCGGCUAGAGCAAGUACUGACAUCAGGGUUCCUACUAGAGAUUGUAUGCUCUGUUCCAAUGCUGGCCACGGUGACCUAUCCACCACUCUUGCAGAAUUUAUUUGUACCAACAUUCCUCAAUUGCUGGCUUGCCAAGCGAGCUCUGCACAGAAUAUUUAAUGAUCUGCAUUUGACCAGGCAAAGAUUCCAGACUAUCUCUGUCACCUUAUCACAACAGAUGAUACUGUUGAUAGCAAACCUUUUAUGCCUUGUGUUUACCACGAUAUGUGGGAUCCAACACAUACAGAGAGGAAGUGCUAACUCUCCACUGACCUUAUUUGAGUCCUUUUACUUUGUCAUCGUAACAUUUUCUACUGUUGGUUAUGGUGAUAUUUCCCCAGACAUUUGGCUUGGACAGUUCUUCAUGAUUCUCAUGAUGGUUGUGGCAUUAUCAUUUGUUCCAAGACAGAUUGAAGGCCUAGCUUCAACAUGGCUUGAGCGACAGAAGGUAGGAGGAGAGUAUAGUGUGCGGACUGCCUCUCGCAACAAACAUGUCAUUGUUUGCUCCACAAGCCUCACACAGGAAACUGUCAUGGACUUCCUCAAUGAAUUCUACGCUCACCCUAAACUUGAGAUCACUCCUUCUCACAAGGCUUUGCAGGAGCAUAUGGUGAUACUGCUUUGUCCCCAAGAACUGGACAGCAGCAUGCAAGUGAUCUUGAAGGAUCCCAAGUGGGCCCACAGAGUCAUCUACAUGAAGGGGUCGGCUCUUAAGGAUAUCGACCUUAAACGGUGCAGGCUUGUUCAAGCAGAAGCUUGUUUUUUCUUGGCCCCAAGACCAGCCAGUAACAAGGAUAAAGCUGACCAGCACACAAUUUUAAGAUCAUGGGCAGUGAAGGAUUUUGCUCCACACUGUAAGCAGUAUAUCCAGCUUUUCAAGGGCAGAAACAAGAUGCAUGUCAAGUUUGCAGAGCAUGUUGUGUGUGAAGAUGAGUUCAAGUAUGCACUUCUGGCAAACAACUGCCUGUACCCAGGCCUGUCCACUCUAGUCUCCCUUCUUGUUCACACCUCCAGUGGCCUCCUGGCACAGUUCCUUUCUGACGGUGAAGGAGAUCUAGCUCCACACCCAUGGCAGCAGACCUAUGGGCAUCACUCUGGAAAUGAAAUCUACCAUAUCCAGCUGCACAAGAGCAUCUUCUUUUCAAGAUAUGAAGGAUAUCGCUUUACACAGGCCUCUGCUGAGGCUCAUCAGAGGUUUGGUGUUACCCUCAUGGCGGUGUUAGAUGGAGACAGCACUGUGCCUCGGCGCCUGCAGCUCAACCCUGGCUCUGACUACAUUUUGAAGAAGGAUGACUUUUGCUUUUACAUGAGCAUAACAAGAGAGGAAUAUUCAGACAUUCCCCCAGAGGCCUUGGUGGAAAGACCAAGUCAAACCAAGCUUACACAGAAUUUAGAGUUGAUUGCUGAAGCUCUGCAAAAGUAUCAUGAUGUUGAAGGUGAUAAAGAAGUGGAAACAGAUGAUCAAGAUGUGACUGUCUUUGACACAAUUACAAGUCUGAUGGGGCGUGACAUCUCCCAUCUCUUACGCCGCCAUGUAGUUGGAGGCGAAGGUCAUAUUAAGUCAAGUGUGACAUGGCAUGAAAGAGACGGCGAGAAGAGAGAAUCUGUGAUACGAUCAUAUGAAUCAGCAAGAAGGCAGAGUGAGGAUGUUCUUGGAUUGAAAGAUGUUGGAAUCCGACUGGGGAACAAUGGUUCUUUGGUUGAGAUGGAUCAUCGCCAUGAUGCUGGCAAGGUUCUUCAGUUUUACAAUGAUAUGGGAAAAGAGAAACUGACCACUGGACCUCCUCCAGUGACAAUCUAUAUGGGUAGUCGGCGGGCUGUGUGUCACAUCAUGAGAGAACCUCGACCUCUAUGCUGCUUGGAAUGGGGUGUGAACUGUGUUCACUGCCAAUACAAAAAUGCAAAUGAUGAACGCUGGCACCACCAGCUUAUCCUAAUGGCAGCACAGAACCCCAGCAGUGGCAUUAACAACUUCAUUGUGCCGCUCCGCUCCAGCUUCAUUGCAGUCAAUGGACUCUCUCCAAUUGUUCUGUUGUUAGAGAAUGAACCAAGCGCUAUCUUCCUUGACACCAUUGCACGGUUUCCACUAGUCUAUUGGAUGAAGGGCUCUAUCAAAAGUCUGGACGAUUUACUGAUGGCUGGAAUCAACAAGGCCAGCCAUCUUGUUGUGGUUAACAGAGAAUCACAAGAAAGCAUGACUGGAGAAGAAACUCUGGCUGACUCAGAAACAAUCAUGGCAGUGCAGACAGUGUUCAGGAUGUUCCCUAAUGCAAACAUUGUCACAGAGCUGAGCCAAGCAUCCAACAUGCGCUUUAUGCAGUUUUCCGCACAAGAUAUUUACUCACAGAAAGUCUCGCAUCUUGAACAGAAACUUAAAGAGACCCUGACAUCCAAUCUAAGCCACAUAUUUCGGUUGCCAUUUGCAGCUGGCCAAGUGUUUAGUGCUAGCAUGCUAGACACACUACUGUAUCAGACAUUCGUGAAAGGCUAUUUAAUUACCUUUGUUCGGCUUUUGCUUGGGAUGGAUGCAGAAGAGGGCUCAGGUCACCUGUCCAGUAUACGAGUGAAACGUGCCACCAUUGAGAGGUUUGGCACAUAUGGUGAACUAUAUCAGGGAUUGUGUUCAGCCACUGGGGAGAUUCCUAUUGCUGUCUACCGCACUGAGAGGCAAGCAGGAGCUUUGAAGCCAAUGCCUGGAGAAGUUUGUCAGAGCAGCAUGGACUGUUUAUAUGACUCUCCAUCCAAGAAAAAGAAAAAGAGUGCGACGAAGAAAACAUCAUUGGUCUGCAAUCCAUUUGUUGCCUUCAACAAUUCAGAGUCAGUUGACAUUGGGGGCUUAGUGCGGAACAGACUACGCAGCCUGGAUAUGUCACUCAGUGACUACUCUGAAGUGAAGAAGCGCCCGAAUAGUAUUUCAUAUGUGAUUGCAAACCCAGCUCCCAAAAGGAAGUUGAAAGUUGGGGAUAUUGUCUAUGUCAUCCAACCCAGUUCCAUGAAAGCCAAGCCCAGUAAACAAAAGUCAUGGAUCACACGAUCUCAUAGCUUCAGUGGUCCAGUUAGUUCUAAGUUUUCUGCAGACUCACCGUCUGUAUCCCUACAAAAUGCUGCCCCACAAAAUGAAAAGAACGAUGAGAAAAUCAAACAGGUUGGAAGGUUUAAACUCAAGCGCUGUACCUCAGACAAGCAGUCACAGCAGCCCAAAAAGGAGCCUUCUGAUGACUCUGCUGCAUGAUAUUUCAGGAGUCUUCAAUCUUCAUGUCAUCAGACACUUGUUUAUCUUCUGGGAAUAUGGCAGGGUGAUGUGUUGUGCAUGUUUCAUCUUUUUAUGUAUGUGUGUGUGUGUCAUGCAUGAGCAUACAUAUGGGUGAAUAUGUCUUACCAUAGAUGUUUCCAUGUUAAAUGCAAACACCCACAUUUUGAGCGAUUUGUGCGACUGUUGGAGUAUUCAAUUUUUGUUGGCCAGUUGGUUUGAAUCUCACAAGUAAUCUUAAAAUACUUGUCCAGAAAAGGUACUUAUUCACAUUUUUGGUCUGUUUUCACUCACAACAACCAAAACUACCAAGAGCAGUACAGCUAGUCCAGUUCUCUAGACCAGUGGUUCUCAAAGUGUGGUCUGCUGACCACUUGUGGGCCACACACAUAAGUCAGGUAGUUUGCCGCUGACAGUCAUAAUAUGUCAGCAAAGUAAUGGUUAAAUCACAAUAUACGAGAAUUAGUCCAGUUUUGAUUUCACUCGAGUUUUAAAUUUAUCAACUGCUUGUUCAUAUAAAAGGCUCCCUUGCCAACUGAGUCUUUGUGUCAUUUUUUUUUUUUUUUUUUUGCGUCAUUGCGUCAUCUGUUACCCUUAGUAACGCAGUGCGCUUAUUUUUAAUUUUUAUGUAUGCUCUGCGAAGUAUUUAAUUUUAUGUAAACUUAUGA
Molecule: messenger RNA, 5160 nt
Organism: Pomacea canaliculata
Lineage: Eukaryota; Metazoa; Mollusca; Gastropoda; Architaenioglossa; Ampullariidae
Product: potassium channel subfamily T member 2-like
Exons: 32
Coding region: 683-4474 (1263 amino acids)
Biological process (GO): potassium ion transport
Cellular component (GO): membrane
Molecular function (GO): intracellular sodium-activated potassium channel activity
Source: RefSeq, a predicted model, not a curated record